UGGGGCAGGAAGGGAGUGUGUGAGUUGUGUGUGUGUGUGCGCGAGCGAGCGAGAGAGAGAGGGAGUGCAGACUGAGAGUACACCGAGCACGGAUCUCCGCCGCACACGGUCCGCCCGCCCGCUCGCGACGGGCUGUUUCUGAUGCAGCGGCACGGCCCGGAGCAGCAGCAGGAGGCUCGCGCGCACCGAGGAGAGGAGGGACACGAGCUGCAGCUGCAGCGGCCGCGGCGGCGGAGGGGGGCGCGUGCACGCGCGUGAGGGGAGCGGAGCGGAGCCAUGCGGGAGUACAAAGUGGUGGUUCUGGGCUCCGGCGGCGUGGGCAAGUCCGCGCUCACCGUGCAGUUCGUGACCGGCUCGUUCAUCGAGAAGUACGACCCCACCAUCGAGGACUUUUACCGCAAGGAGAUCGAGGUGGACUCCUCCCCGUCCGUGCUGGAGAUUCUAGACACGGCGGGCACGGAGCAGUUCGCCUCCAUGCGCGACCUGUACAUCAAGAACGGCCAGGGCUUCAUCCUGGUCUACAGCCUGGUCAACCAGCAGAGCUUCCAGGACAUCAAGCCUAUGCGCGACCAGAUCGUGCGCGUCAAGCGCUACGAGCGCGUGCCCAUGGUGCUAGUGGGCAACAAGGUGGACCUGGAGGGAGAGCGCGAGGUGGCGGCGGGCGAAGGCAAGGCCCUGGCGGACGAGUGGAACUGCCCGUUCAUCGAGACCUCGGCCAAGAACAAGACCAGCGUGGACGAGCUGUUCGCCGAGAUCGUGCGGCAGAUGAACUACGCGGCGGCGCCCGGCGGGGACGAGCAGUGCUGCGCGUGCGCGAUCCUGUGAGGAAAAAAGAGUGGCGGAGACUCGAGCGGGAGCGAGCGAGCGAGCUGUAGUAGCGGGGGGCGCUGCGCUGCACGCCGGGGAGAGAGGGGCGGCGAGGCGCGGCGAGCAGCAGCGGUGGAGGAGGCGGAGAGCAUGAGGAGGAGAAACGGGGACGCGCACCGGCCACAGACUGCGGGGAGUGGAGGACCAAAAACACACAUUCACACACAGAUAAACAUAUACAUACAACAAGGAGCAGCGCGUGACACGGCUGGAGUUAUCUCUCUCUUUCUUUCUCUCUUUUUUCUCUUUCUCUCUGUUAUUCUCUCUCUUUCUCUGGGGGCCUAUACUUAAAAGCUUAAAAAACUUAAAAUCGCGCAGAACAGAGACAAAAACGACGACAACAAUAUACGAAAAUCAGUGUUUACAAUAUGGCAGAAUACUUGAAUGUUGUGGGAUCUUUCUUUUAUUAUUAUUUUUUCUUCCUUUAGACGUGAAAACACUGAAACAGCAGUGGGCACUGGAGUCCGGUUCGUUUUUUUAAGGUUUUACUGUUUUUACUUUUUUAUAAUUUUAAAAGAGAAAGUAGGUGCCUGGCACAAGGGAGACGUUUACUUUUCGAGCUCGCUCAAUUUUUUGCUUGAACAUCUCUUCUGUUCUGGAGUUGUGGAGGGGUGUGUGUGUGUAAAAGGGAGAGAGAGAAGGGGUUGUGAACUGUUGUUGAGCUACGUGUCGAAGCCCCCCCUCCCCUCUUCCCUCUCUCCUUUUUUGCCUUGGCUGCGGAGAGAGAAUUCCUUUAAGGGAGGAGACAGCUGGAGUUCUCUCUCUCUGUCUGUUUCUCUCUGUCUGUCUCUCUCUUUCUGUCUUUCUUUUUCUCAGAUUUUUUUCUCUUGCUUAUCUUUUAUUUGAACUCUCUCUGUCUGCACACUCUCUGGGCUCCGUCUCCAUAUUUUAUUUAAUUUAUUUUUAUUUUGCUUUUUUCCCUGUUUAUUUUAGUUUGAGACUUUUAUUUUGUUUUUUGGUCUCUGGCGGACUUCAGGAGGACCCCCAACCCCCCCUCCACCAUCCCAAUACUGAAGCAGAGCACGUCAUGUGACUCUCUGUCUCUCUUUCUGAGGGUGUAUCAAUGGAUCGUCAUUGUGAUUCUUUCCCAAAGUAUUGCAUUUUAUUAUUAUUAAUAUUAUUAUAAUUAUUAGUUUUUUUUUCUUUAAAAAGGAAGACUUUUGACGACAGAGUUUAAAAUCUUUUUGACGAGAGUUUAAAACCACUUAACGCUGACCGGUGCCAUCGUCUCUUUUUUGUUUGUUUUUGCGCGCGAGGACCUUACUGUAGUGACGCAAGGACGUCGAGGUGACGUACCGUGUGCGUCGAGUGCCUUCCAAAACCAAGCUGUUCAUAUUCUUAGUGCCAACCUGAGGGAAAGGUCUGAGGAGGAAAAAAAACAAGGAGUUUAUGGCAAUCCAUAGGAGAGCGAACACUUAAAGUACUUAACGAACUGAACUGUUACCUUUGGGGGGGAUUAAGAGUAUAACAUAAGAAACCUGUUGUUAAAAGGAAUGGCGGUUUUCUUUACCUCCUCCUGCUCUCAAUUUAGCCUCUUCUUUUUGUUCUUUUUGAAUCCUGAAACUGGUCUACUCUUCCCCUAAAGAAGUCUGGAAAUAAAAAGACAGGUACUGGGACCUCACCUCCCCAUGACUCAACAACACAUCCUCUAGACCAGUGAAAUCAAAAGUCCCCCACUUUGGUUUUGUUUUGCUUUCAUUUUUUUUUUUUUUUACAGAAAUUUGAUGUAACAUUUGAAAUUCUAGUCCGAUUGUACGUUCACUUUCAGACCGGCUUUUUAACAGCCGUUCUGACUGUUUAAAAAAAAAGACUUUUAAUACAGAUUGCAUUUUUAAAAAAACA
This is a messenger RNA of Astyanax mexicanus (Mexican tetra), 2709 nucleotides long. RefSeq names its product ras-related protein Rap-2b. Bases 277 to 825 code for a protein of 182 amino acids. Lineage: Eukaryota; Metazoa; Chordata; Actinopteri; Characiformes; Acestrorhamphidae. Gene Ontology annotation, molecular function: GTP binding; GDP binding; GTPase activity. Gene Ontology annotation, biological process: negative regulation of cell migration; Rap protein signal transduction. The record is from RefSeq and is a predicted model, not a curated record. The transcript has a single exon. Gene Ontology annotation, cellular component: plasma membrane.